Molecule: messenger RNA, 4868 nt
Organism: Aspergillus candidus
Lineage: Eukaryota; Fungi; Ascomycota; Eurotiomycetes; Eurotiales; Aspergillaceae
Product: sulfite reductase (NADPH) subunit beta
Exons: 4
Coding region: 164-4756 (1530 amino acids)
Biological process (GO): sulfate assimilation
Cellular component (GO): sulfite reductase complex (NADPH)
Molecular function (GO): FMN binding; heme binding; sulfite reductase (ferredoxin) activity
Source: RefSeq, a predicted model, not a curated record
CCCCCCCCUAUCCCUCUCAUCCAUCAUCUAUCCUCCCCUUCUCAUCUGAGUUGUUGCUUAUCAGUGGGGAGUCACCGUGCAUGGUGAUAUCCGAUUUCGAUUGACUUUUCCGUCCUUCCCCUCCCCCACCUUGCGCUGAGAAGUGCUUCUCGCUAGUCGCAAUAUGGCGCCCAUUCAAUCCGCUGGGGAAGCUGUGGCCAGAAUCGCCUAUCUUUCGAGCGAUGUCGUUCUGUCAGUGCAGCCCUCCCUGCAGGGCGAUUCGUGGUUCUCGAAGCCCCUCAAGGCCUUGAAGGCCAGCCAGACCCGCGGCAUUUUGCCCAAAGGUGUCCCCGAGGUCGUCCCCGUGCGUUUCAACGAGGACCCUCUCCUCUCUGCCUUCCAUCCGUUGCAGGCGGGCAAUGCCGUCUCCGUCACCACGAGCUCCUCGGUUCUCCUCGCCUCCGUCCCCCACCUGUACCGGCUGGCCAACUCGCCUGUCGUGAUCCACGUGGCGUUGGAGCCCUAUCCCUUCCCGGAUUAUUCCGUGAUCAGCUCCAUCCGCCAGUGUGGUUUCUCCUUCCUCCACUCGGAGACCAUCCAGGAAGCGCAGGAUAUUGCGUUGACCGCCCAUGCUCUGGCCCGCAAGUCCGGCAAGGGUGUCAUCCACUUCUUCGAUCCGGCUAAUUCCGUGCGCGAUGAGCCCAUUGCGGAGGAGAAUGUCGAUAUCGUCCGGACCCUGUUGACCCUUGGUGGCAACGCUGCGGUCCACUCGGACGGCUCUGGUGUCCAAACUUUGUACACGGACAACGGCCGUGAGGCCACCGUGUCCGAGGAAGUCUCGGCGAACACCGCGACGGAGCAGACCGAGGCCCCGGCUCCGCUGGCGCAGCCGUCUCAGACCCCGUCCAGCGUGAGCGUCGAUGCGUCCUCGGUGGGCUCUUCGAAGCGGGACAGCAGCACAGACAGCCGUGCCCCUAGCUCGGUUGCCACGACCGUUGAGGCUUCCGCUCUGCGUGCCGUCAGCGCGGCGGAUAUCUUCGAGUGGACCGCUCAGAUCUGGCGGGUCCUGUCCGAGACAGUGGGGCGCGAAUACCACGCUAUUGAGUACACGGGGCCGGCGGACGCCACCUCGGCGAUCUUCGUCUUUGGCUCGACGGGUGUGUUCGUGGACAUCUUGUCCAAGGAGGACAUCCCCAGCGAACUCCAGAACGUCGGCUUGGUCACCGCGCGCCUGUAUCGGCCUUGGGUGGGCGGUCAGAUCGUCAAUUCGAUCCCCAGCUCCGUCCAGCAAAUCGCCGUGCUGGAGCAGGUCCGCAAGACCACCAGAUGGGGCCCCGCUUUCAUGGAUCUUCUGUCGGGCUCAACUCCCCCCACUGCCCGUGGAUCCAGCCCCAAGAUCGUCGGUUACCGAUUGGGGUAUGUUGAGCCGUCGACUGCGAUUCAGGCUCUGCGGGGAAUUGUCCAGAACUUGGAAUCUCCUUCCCCGAUCCAGAACCUCGAGAUCGGAAGCUCUAAGGUCCCCUCCCUCGAGACUCCCCUCGAGCAACCCCACAUCGAGAACGCGUACCUGAAGAUCCUGAACCAAUUGUUUGGGGAGCGUCUGCACAUUGCGAACCAGCUGGGCGCCAAGGAUGCCGGCGUGUCCUCGACCAUUGCGGCGACCCCCGAAUAUGGCUUCGGUGCCCUGAUGGCGCGCAUGGAACACCGCCAGCGCUUCGUCAAGGAAGUGGAGGAGGCGUCCAAGGCCACUGGCUUCGCGACGGAUGUCCCGAAGAACUGGCUCACCAAGUGGGCUCUCAACGUGGCCGACGCCUCCAAGGCCAACAAGCUCGCACCGGAUGUUAUUGCCCGUCUGUCGAAUGACGGUUCCCAGGUUUCCCGCACCCUCCUGAAGUCCAAGCAGCUGUUCUACGAUGAGUCCAAGUGGCUCAUUGGUUCGGAUGCCUGGGCUUACGAUCUGGGCAACUCGGGUGUCCACCACGUGCUCGCCUCCGGCGCCAACGUCAACAUGCUGGUGAUCGAUUCGCAGCCGUACUCGGAGCGUUCGGCGGCCGACCCGACUCGCCGCAAGAAGGACAUCGGUCUGUAUGCCAUGAACUUCGGCAACGCCUACGUGGCCUCGGUCGCGGUCUACGGCUCCUACACCCAGGUUCUGCAAGCCAUGGUGGAGGCUGAGCAGUACAAGGGUCCCUCCGUCGUGGUUGCCUACCUGCCCUACAACCAGGAGAACGACUCGGCCCUGACGGUCCUUCAGGAGACCAAGAAGGCGGUCGACCUCGGCUACUGGCCCCUGUACCGCUGGAACCCCGGCAAUGAGGAGAACGACGAGCCCAAGUUCUCGCUGGAUUCCGAUCGGAUCAAGCGCGAGCUGGAGGAGUUCCUCCGCCGGGACAACCAGCUCAGCCAGCUCAUGCGCCGCCACCCCAAGUUUUCGUCCGUGCUCUCGGAGUCGUACGGCACCGAGGUUCGCGACCUGCAGAAGCGCAAGGCUAAGGACUCGUACGAGAAGCUGCUGGAGGGUCUGUUCGGUGCCCCCUUGACCAUCCUCUUCGCCUCCGACAACGGCAACGCUCAGAAUAUCGCCAAGCGUCUGGGUAACCGCGGUCGCGCUCGUGGAUUGAAGACCAUGGUGUUGGCCAUGGAUGACUACCCGCUGGACGAUCUGCCCGCCGAGGAGAACGUGGUCUUCAUCUGCAGCACUGCUGGCCAGGGUGAAUUCCCCCAGAACGGCCGCAGUCUCUGGGAGCACGUCAAGAACUCUGGAGACCUGGACCUGUCCAACAUCAACUACUCCGUGUUUGGUCUCGGUGACAGCCACUACUGGCCCCGCAAGGAGGACCGGAUCUACUACAACAAGCCGGCCAAGGACCUGGACGCCCGGGUGGACUUCCUCGGCGGCCGCAAGCUGACUGACAUCGGUCUGGGCGAUGACCAGGAUCCCGAUGCCUUCCAGACUGGCUAUUCCGAGUGGGAGCCGCGCCUCUGGCAAGCUCUCGGCGUGGACAAGGUUGAGGGCCUGCCCGAGGAGCCCGCUCCGUUGACGAACGAGGACAUGAAGAUCCAGUCCAACUACCUGCGUGGCACCAUCGAAGAAGGCUUGCAGGACGAGACGACCGGUGCCAUCUCGGCGGUGGAUCAGCAGCUGACCAAGUUCCACGGAACCUACAUGCAGGAUGACCGCGACGUCCGUGAUGAGCGCAAGGCGCAAGGCCUGGAGCCCGCGUACAGCUUCAUGAUUCGCUGCCGUCUGCCCGGUGGUGUCGCGACCCCGACGCAGUGGCUGCAGAUGGACGCCAUCAGCAGUUCUCACGGCAACGAGACGAUGAAGCUGACGACGCGACAGACCUUCCAGUUCCACGGCGUCAUCAAGCGGAAUCUGCGCGGCGCCAUGCGUGCGAUCAACAAGUCGCUCAUGACGACCAUCGCGGCGUGCGGUGAUGUCAACCGUAACGUCAUGUGCAGUUCUCUCCCCGAGCUGUCGCAGUUCCACCGCGAGACGAACGCCGUGGCCAAGAGGAUCAGUGACCACCUGCUCCCGGCCACGACCGCCUACCACGAGAUCUGGCUCAAGGACGAGAAUGACAAGAAGGUCCAAGUCGCGGGUGACGCCGUCGUUGACCACGAGCCGCUCUACGGCCCCACCUAUCUGCCUCGCAAGUUCAAGAUCACGAUCGCCAUCCCUCCCCACAACGACACGGACGUCUACGCCCACGACAUCGGCCUCAUCGCCAUCAAGGGCGCCGACGGUUCCCUGGAGGGCUUCAACGUCCUCGCCGGUGGUGGCAUGGGUGCCACCCACAACAACAAGAAGACGUACCCCCAGACGGGCCGUAUGUUUGGCUACGUGCCCGCGGACCAGGCCCACAUCGCCUGCGAGAAGAUCAUGCUGGUCCAGCGUGACUUUGGGGAUCGCAAGAACCGCAAGCACGCCCGUAUGAAGUACACCAUCGACGACAUGGGCGUCGAGGUCUUCAAGGGCAAGGUCGUCGACCUCCUCCCGGAGAACAUCCGCUUCGCGGAGCCCCGCCCCUUCAAGUUCGCCUCCAACGUCGACACCUUUGGCUGGAUCAAGGACGAGACGGGCCUGAACCACUUCACCUGCUUCAUCGAGAACGGGCGGAUCGAAGACACGGCGGACUUCCGCAUGCGCACCGGCCUGCGCGAGCUGGCCCAGCUCAACAAGGGCGAGUUCCGCCUCACGGGCAACCAGCACCUGAUCAUCUCCAACAUCAAGGACGAAGACCUCCCCGCCGUCAAGGAGCACAUGGCGAAGUACAAGCUCGACAACACCUCCUUCAGCGGCCUGCGUCUGUCGUCCUCCGCGUGCGUCGCCUUCCCCACCUGCGGUCUCGCCAUGGCCGAAUCCGAGCGCUACCUCCCUAUCCUGAUCUCCAAGCUCGAGUCCACCCUCGAGGAGGUCGGUCUGGCGCAAGACAGCAUCGUCAUGCGCAUGACGGGCUGCCCCAACGGUUGCGCGCGACCCUGGCUCGCGGAGGUCGCCUUCGUCGGCAAGGCCUACGGCGCUUACAACAUGUACCUCGGCGGCGGCUACCACGGCCAGCGGCUGAACAAGCUCUUCCGCCAGUCAAUCAAGGAGGACGAGAUCCUGGAUAUCAUGAAGGGUCUGCUGAAGCGGUAUUCGCUUGAGCGGAACACCGACGGCGAAGAGCCCGAGCGCUUCGGCGAUUGGUGUAUUCGUGCGGGUGUCAUCAAUGAGACUAGUGAUGGCAUGAACUUCCAUGAAGGGGUUGCGGAAGAGGACGAAGACGACGAGUAAACGGACAUUACAAAAGGAUAUUACAAAAGGAGCAUUCUUGUAUUUUGUUAAAGCUUGGACUUGAGGACUUGAUCUCAUGACUUUUAUUUAGACAAUGAUAUCUUUAUUUCCA